AACACCGGCGCAGUUACACAGCAAUGGCUACGAGUGUCCCGACGGCGCCUGGACGAAACUCAGCGCAGGAGCUGAAUGCGGUCUCGUGAGGAUCGAAGGACUUUGUUUGGGGCAUUUCCUUACCGUCCGAGAGCAAAAAGUGGCAAAUUUCCAGAGAUUUGGAUUAUAAAAGGACCAUAAGGAACCCUACCGACUUUUUUUUUUUGCCAAACAAUCAACAGGCUGUCUAUAAAGUGGAUGACAGAUCACAGACUUACAUAACAAGACUACAUCUUUUGCUGGCAUGCAGUCAUUCCUGGUUUGAGCAUUUUCACCAGUGGUUCCUCUUCAUGCUCAAGCAGGUCUCAUUAAAUACUGGGCUGGUUUGAGCUGUACACCGCUGCAGCAGGGAUGAUCACAUCCCAUAUGAAUGGCUAUGUGCAAGAGGCUGCUGGUCAGGCCAAGAGCCACCGGGAGAGGGCCGUGGACUGUCCAGGGGAGGAGAAUACCCUCGUCAAAUCACCACAAUGCAGUGCUCACAUGGAGAGGAUUAAGCACUACCAGGAGGAGCUGAGGAAGAAAAGGGAGGAGGAGAGCAGGGGGAGGCACGAAAUUGACCCAAAUGCAUCACUGAGGCUGAAAAAGCUGGCACAGAACCCGAAGGUGGGCAUCGACAAUCCCACCUUCGAGGGGAGGGAAAAGGCUAUGAAAGGCACCGGCUCCCAGGAACCUGUAGCUGAACUAGAGGAGCUGCUGCAGGCUCUGAAGUGGGCGCAGCACAGUCUGACUGAUGCCCAGAGUCAGCAGGAUGUGGAGCUGUUACUGCAGCUCCUCGCCAAGGAGGACUUUAGGAAUUCCUACAACAUCUACACUGUUGUGUCGCAGCAGAUGAACAGAGUCAGCCCCACCUCACCCCUCACAGCACAAGCUCAGGAUCUCUGCCAGGAGGUACAGAGGAUCCUCCAGUCCAGCCAACAGAAGGAGGGUUUGGAGCUCAGGGCUCUGCUCACCAAUCCUCAUCUACAGGCACUGAUGCAGGCUCACGACAGUGUGGCAGGUCAGGAACUGACAGAAGGAGAAAAUAUGACUCAGUAUCUUGGGGAGACGGUUAAACUGGUGCGACUGGAAAAGACCCGCGACACUCCACUGGGUGCAACAGUUCGUAACGACGUGGACAGUGUGGUGGUGAGUCGAGUAGUGAAAGGCGGAGCAGCAGAGCGAAGCGGUCUCCUCAGUGAGGGAGAUGAGAUUCUGGAGAUCAACGGGAUUUCUAUUCGUGGGAAACAUGUCAAUGAAGUUCAUGACUUACUGCAACAAAUGCAAGGCACUCUGACCUUCCUCCUCAUCCCGAGCACUCAGAUUAAACCUGCCCCACACAGGCAGACUGUGAUGCACGUGAGAGCUUACUUUGACUACGACCCUUCGGAUGACCCCUUCGUGCCUUGUCGAGAACUGGGCCUGUCUUUUCAGAAAGGAGACAUCCUUCAUGUCAUCAGCCAGGACGAUCCUAACUGGUGGCAGGCCUACAGGGACGGAGACGAGGACAACCAGCCCCUGGCUGGACUGGUUCCAGGGAAAAGCUUCCAGCAACAGAGAGAGACCUUGAAGAAAACUAUAACAGACAGGACUCGAGAGCGAGACCAAGGAAAGCUUUGGUAUAAGAAGACUAAGAAACAGAGGAAGAAGAGCACAUCUAAUGUGAAUAAAAAUACCGACUACGAGGACGUCCUGACGUAUGAGGAGAUGUCCCUUUAUCACCAGCCUACUAAUCGUAAACGUCCUAUUGCACUGAUCGGACCCACAAACAGUGGCCACGACGAGCUGCGUCGGAGGCUUCUGUCCAUUGAACCAGAAAAGUUUGCUGUUGCUGUUCCACACACAACCAGGAACCCAAGGAUACAUGAGCGAAAUGGACGAGAGUACCAUUUUGUGAGUCGGCCUGCCUUUGAGACAGACUUGGCAACAGGAAAGUUUAUUGAGUCGGGCGAAUAUGAGAAGAACCUGUACGGUACGAGCACCGACUCAGUGCGACACAUUGUCAACACCGGACGCAUCUGUCUGCUCUGCCUCCACACCAGGUCAUUGAAGAUAUUGAGAUCCUCCAACCUCAAGCCCUAUGUUAUCUUCAUCGCUCCUCCUUCUCAAGAACGACUACGCACCCUGCUGGCCACAGAAGGAAAAACACCAAAGCCGGAGGAGCUGAAGGAGGUCAUCGAAAAGGCCCGUGAGAUGGAGCACAAUUUUGGCCACUUCUUCGACGCGACUAUUGUCAACAUGGAUCCAGACCAAGCUUUCCACGAGCUGCGUAGGCUGAUAGAUAAGCUGGACACUGAGCCCCAGUGGGUGCCCACCUCCUGGCUGUGCUAGAUGUCACAGGAUCCCACCAAAGGGAGGACGACUGGAGACUGACAAACAGUGGUAAUCUCACUGAAUUUGCACUUGCACAUUUUCCUCGUUGGUAGAGGAGGUGAUCGUUACCACGGGUUACAGGGAUGGACUCAAGUUUCUGUUAUUUGUUUUUGUUGGUGUUUGUCUUUUGUGGGUGAUAUUUUUUUUCUGUUUGGUUUUUGUUGAUCUCACAGCUUUAUGCAAAGUCAUUUAUCAACCAAAUAGAAAUAUUUCUAUCCUAUUCCUCAUAGAUAUUUAUAAUUGUAAAUAUAUUUUUUAGCCAAAAAGACAAAAUAUUUUAUUGUAACUUUUUUGUGGGGAUAUUUUACAAAACAAUUCAUAGUGGUAACAUCACAGGUAUUAAAUGGCUUUUUAAUAAUGUAAUAAGCCAAGUUAUCUUCAGGUACCAAAAACAUAAGAAAGGAAAAGUUUGUUGUCUUCCAUUCUGAAAUACAUGACAAAAAUCUGCUGUUACCUGCACAGGUAUGGGAACUUCCUUUAAACCAAUGUCAGUAUUAUUUUGUGCUGUUUUAUGCUGUGAUAACAAACCUCAAAUGUGUUUUUUCUCUCUAGCUGGUUAUCAUCACUAUCAGUAUGUCAUGCUGCAAAGUACUGCUGAGUGUGUUUUUUUUUUUUUUAACCAUUGUUCAAUUGUAUCAAUGGCACUGUAUCAUUUAGAGUGCAGUAACUUCAACAAAUCAUGUAUUACUUCUUCUCUGCAGGGUCUGUCUUAUUCAUAAGCACAGUUCUGUAAAUAAAAUUCAGAUACAAAUGUGAA
Messenger RNA from Sphaeramia orbicularis (orbiculate cardinalfish), 3145 nucleotides. RefSeq names its product protein associated with LIN7 1, MAGUK p55 family member b (gene pals1b). The record is from RefSeq and is a predicted model, not a curated record. NCBI's taxonomy places the organism in Eukaryota, Metazoa, Chordata, Actinopteri, Kurtiformes, Apogonidae. Gene Ontology annotation, molecular function: protein binding. The transcript has 14 exons. The coding region runs from base 391 to 2346 and encodes 651 amino acids.